Messenger RNA from Raphanus sativus (radish), 883 nucleotides. RefSeq lists its product as uncharacterized. The transcript has a single exon. The annotation marks the transcript as partial. Lineage: Eukaryota; Viridiplantae; Streptophyta; Magnoliopsida; Brassicales; Brassicaceae. The record is from RefSeq and is a predicted model, not a curated record.
ACCGUGGACUGCGUUUGCGGUGUGAGUUUCGACGAUGGUAAAGAGAUGGUGAACUGUGAUGAAUGUGGCGUUUGGGUUCACACGUGGUGCUCACGUUAUGUUAAAGGAGAUGAUCUCUUUGCUUGUUACAAGUGCAAGAUCAAAACCAAUAGGUUGAGGAUGGAGAGUAUAUUGAAUCAGGGUCGUGCCUUUCAGAGUUUUAGGGAAUGUACAGAGAUCCCGAUUGAAGAAAGGGUUCAUGUUCAAGGAGUGCCAGGUGGAGAUUUGGAUUUGUUUGAAGGUUUCUCGUCGGUUUUCUCUCGCCAGCUGUGGAAAUGUACUGGUUACGUGCCUAAGAAGUUUAGGUUUCAGUGCAGAGAGUUUCCUUGUUGGGAUGAUCAGAAGGGAGCUUUGUUAUCUAUGUUUGAAGAAAAUGAUGUAGCUGGUCCUACUAAUGAUAAGCUUGGUUAUAGAGGAAUGGCAGUGAAGCGUUGUCAGAGAGAUGAUGUGAGCUUGCUGUGUUCAUUGAGUACAGAUAAUAGGAGAAGAGAAGAUUGUGAAGAUCGAGUAAAGAAGAAGGUCAAAGUUGAGAACAAAGAGGAAGAAGAUGAUGAUAAGAACGAUUUGGUGGGCAAAACCACCCUGAAAUUGCAAUAGCAAGUCUUUGAUUAAGAGAUAAAGGAGAAUGAGACCGAGAAGGAGAUAUGCCUUGGGUUAGCUUCUUUAGGUGUGGACCAAGUUAUAGUUUUUUUUUGCAAUGAUCAUGUGUCAAAGCUUAUAAUUUUCUUAGUAUCCAGAAUUCACCCUUGUUGAGUUUUGUAUAGGGGACCUCCAAAAAUGUUAUGAAUAUGAAAGCUUUGGUGAAACAUAUGCUAAUUGUAAUAGAACUAUAGGAGAUGUGAUA